Protopterus annectens (West African lungfish) is the source of this 4671-nucleotide messenger RNA. Its product is annotated as integrin alpha-M-like. The coding region runs from base 1 to 4011 and encodes 1336 amino acids. The record is from RefSeq and is a predicted model, not a curated record. Lineage: Eukaryota; Metazoa; Chordata; Ceratodontiformes; Protopteridae. Gene Ontology annotation, biological process: integrin-mediated signaling pathway; cell-matrix adhesion; cell adhesion mediated by integrin. Gene Ontology annotation, cellular component: integrin complex; external side of plasma membrane. The transcript is spliced from 31 exons. Gene Ontology annotation, molecular function: integrin binding.
AUGCGAAUACACGAACAUCGACACAUAAACGUCGAAGUACAACAAGAGCGAAAGAUGAAAACAGUGAAAACCAGAAUGCCGAACGUAUUUCAGAAAACAACAGCGCCAUACAGGAUUCUUAACCUUAAAUUAUUUUUUCAUGAACAACAGUCAUCAAAGAUCUCUGACAAAUUCAAAUAUUACAAAUCCUCUUUUAUGCCUCCUAUGAACCAACAUGUUUCCAUGUUUCAAAAUGCAAUCAUCAAAGAUCUUCACUUUCAAUACAGGUCAUUCACCCCGUUACCCAAUAAUAUAUCCAAAACAUGCAUGGAUAAUAUUACCAAACUAGCAAACAAUCAUGAGCUGGUUAUCACUGGUGCUGACAAAGGAGGUUUGAUAGUAGUUCAGGAUCUGUCUCAAUAUGACAAUGAAGCUUUCGGACAACUGUCUAAUGUUCGAUACUAUACCCAAUUAACUAUUGAUCCAACACCUGUUUUCAAACAACAGAUUGACUCCUUUCUUACAUUAGCUGUUGAAGAAGCAUUCAGCCUUUCCUGUGGCUUUAAUAUAGAUGUGAAAAAUCCAAAAAUAUUUCAGGAUGCAGCAUCAUCAUUUGGGUAUAAAGUAAUACAGUAUGGUAGUGUCGGAAGUGAAAGAAUUAUUGUUUCUGCUCCACUAGAGAAGGGAUUACAAAACAGAAUAGGGAAGAUCUUCUCCUGCAACUACAAUUCAGCAGGACAAUGCAGCGAAAUAAACGUAAAUGAACCUCCAGAAGCUGAGAAGAUAUCUCUUGGUCUAACACUAGUUUCUCAGCAGUCACCACGACCUUCACUACUUGUUUGUGGCCCAACUUUACCAAAAGAUUGUUCAACAAAUAUGCAUGUCAUUGGGAUGUGUUUCCACCUAAAUGAUCAGCUUUACAAGACAAGACAAUUACCAACAAAACUUUCAGAGUGUCCAAAGACACUAAUAGUAUUUUUGAUUGAUGGCUCUGGAAGUGUGGCUGCAUCUGAUUUUUUAACAAUGAAAGAGUUUGUGAAAAAUAUCAUGACGACAUUCCAAAGAGAACACACUCUGUUUUCUGUAAUGCAGUACUCACACCGGUUCACAACCCAUUUCACUUUCAAAAUGUACAGUUCAAGUUCAGAUCGUGACUCUCUUGUAGACAAUAUUGUACAGCUUACCGGAGCCACUCACACACCUACUGCAAUUAGGAAAGUUGUGGAUGAGCUUUUCAUAGAAGCUGAAGGAGCAAUGCCUGAAGAUAACAAAAUCCUUAUUGUGAUAACUGAUGGGAAAACGUACGGUGAUUACUCGUCAUUACCGGAAGCCAUUCAGAAAGCUCAGAACAAAGGCAUAACCCGCUAUGCGAUUGGGGUUGGAAAUGCUUUUGAUGAUCCUACAGCUUCCCUUGAAUUACGCACCAUAGCCUCAACACCUACAGCUGAGUUCCGUUUUAAAGUUUCAAGCUUUGCAGCACUCAGACAACUACAGAAAACUUUGGAACAGAAGAUAUUUGCAAUUGAGGGAACUCAGACUCAGUCAGGAAGUGCCUCAUUUCAGCAGGAAAUGUCUCAGGAAGGGUUGAGUGCACUUGUACAAUCUAAUUCAAUCCUUACAGGAGCUGCAGGUUCUUAUGACUGGGCUGGAGGAUUUUUUCACUAUGGACCUGACAGUGGCUUUUCCAGAUCAACAUUUAACAACGUAACGUCUACAAGCAAUGAUAUGAAGGAUGCAUAUCUUGGGUAUGCCAUGGCAACAUAUACAGAUAGCACUAAGGAGUACUUUAUUGUUGGAGCACCACGAUACAACCAUACUGGAAGAGUAUUUGUGUUUGAGAAGAUCUCACAGAAGUCUGCACUAAGGCCAGAUCUUACUAUUCCUGGGGAGCAGAUUGGAUCCUAUUUUGGGGCAGAACUCUGUACUAUUAACCCAGGAAUAAGUUCCCAGAAAAAAGUCCUCCUCAUUGGAGCUCCUCUUCAUUACAGCUCAAAAUCUGGAGGCCAAGUCUACAUCUGCCGUCUGGAGCGGAAAUUUGUCUGUACAAUUAUUUUGCAUGGAGAACCUGGACAUCCUUAUGCUAAGUUUGGAGCAACAAUAGCAGAAAUUAAAGACAUUAAUGGGGAUUCACUUACAGACGUUGCCAUUGGAGCACCUUUGGAGAACAACCACCAGGGAAGUGUGUAUAUCUUUUAUGGCAAUCAAAAUGGUAUCAGAUCCCACUACAGCCAGAGAAUACAAGGUGUGACAUCAACACUAGGCCUGCGUUACUUUGGCCAGUCCAUACACGGUAUUAUGGAUAUGAACAGAGAUGGCCUUGUCGACAUUGCUGUUGGAUCACUAGGAAAAGUUCUUGUUCUGCAGUCUCGACCUAUUGUGAGUGUUGAUGCAUUGAUAACUUUCACACCACGCCAGAUUCCUCUGAAAACCGUCAGAUGUAGGGGUGCUGAUAAACAAGAAGACUCUUCAAAUGCUCUCCAAGUUUGCUUCACAUUAAUAAAGAAAACAACUGACAAUUUAGGUUCAGCACCAGUAACUAUAACUUAUAAUCUGAAGCUGGAUUCUCUACGACAAAAAGAACGGGUGACAUUUGGAAUAAAUCUGCGUGAUCAUAAUGGUUCAUUUACAGAUAUUACCAGAACAAAAUGCAUUGAUGCCUCCAUUAAAAUACCGGCAUGUAUUAGGGAUACAUUUGCACCCAUUGCAGUGGGUCUGCAGUUUUCAGUUGUGGGGAGAGCAUACUCAUCAGAUAAUCUCCUUACACCUAUCCUGAGUGAAGAGUCCAAGACCCAGCUUAUUGGAGAGUUGCAUUUUGAAAAGAACUGUGGCCCAGAUACAAUAUGUAAAGACCAUCUUAUUUUGUCUUUUAACUUUACCAGAGCCGAACCCUUAGUGGUUGGCCUUAACCCAGUAAUAAAUCUGACAGUUGCAAUUGAAAACCGUGGAGAAGAUUCCUACAACACAUUAGUCACCUUCUUCUACCCGUCUGGACUGUCGUUCAGACGGGCAACAUUGCCUGACAAGCUGUCCUUCAUCAGCUGUGAUGGUACCGUAGGCACAGAGGACACCACCAUGAGAGACAUUUCUUGCAGAAUUAAUCACCCCGUGUUUUUUGCUGCAUCUAAGAUUGCAUUCACUGCAACAUUUGAUGUAUUUGCCAAAGCAGCAUGGGAGAAUACUCUUGUUGUCUCGGCCAAUGCCACAAGUGACAAUGCCGAGCACCUGCACCAUGCGACUGAUGUUUUUGACAGAAAGGAGCUUCCUGUGAAGUUUGGCAUUAAUGUCCUAGUCACUCGCCAUAUAGACUCGACUCGUUAUGCUAAUUUCUCAUCUCAGAAGCAGGAAAACAAGAAAAUCAUUCACAUUUACAAGGUAGAAAAUUUGGGCCAGUGGCCUGUACCAGUGGUUAUAAAUUUCUUGGUACCUUAUAAACUGAAAAACAACGAUGUCUGGAACAUUUCUGAGGUUGUACCUUCUGGUAAGGAUUUGUCUAAUCAGAAUAACUUCUGCAAGUACAUAAAGGAUGUUGUGGGAAAUUCAGAGAACAUUGCGGAGAAGAUUGAAAAGUCCAAAACACUGGAUUGCACCAUUGCCACAUGUAAACAGUUUCAAUGUAGCAUUUCAAGGCUUGAGAUAAAGAAUGAGCUGACAUUCGAAAUACAAGGAGAUGUGUUUCCUUCUUGGAUUGCUCAGACACUACUGAAAAAGGUCUUUUUAGCCAGUUCUGCUAGCAUCAUAUAUGACGGUCAGAAAUAUGUCCAUGUGUCUCAGGAUCAGGAUAUUUUCAUCAAAGCAGAGGCUACAACCGAACUUGAGGUGUAUGAUGACUAUAACUACCUCCCCAUCAUUAUUGGUAGCACUGUUGGAGGACUGCUUCUUCUGGGGCUCAUAACUCUUGGACUUUAUAAGGCUGGAUUUUUCAACAGACAGUACAAGGAUCUGAUGAAUGAAGCCCAAGAAGGUGGAACAGAAAGCAAUGCUGCUGAUGGGUCUUCUCCACCUCCAUCACAGCCAGAAAAUACUGUGUCCUAAAAAAAUGUAUCAGCAGUCAUCAUAAUUUCAUUCUGUGUUUUAUCUGCUUUAAUAAUGAAGUGUUACCAAGCUCCCAGACAACAUGUGCACAAACUGUUCUCUCUGAAUGCAGUUCACCACAGAUAAUGUUUUAUAGUCAUGUAAAUUCUUUGUUUGAAAAGCUCCUUUUGAAAGUGCUAACCUUGAUUUUAUUUUUCUUUGGACAUUUAAUUUUACUUAUUAUAAAAUGCUGACUGGUUGAAUUCAGCCAAUAAUCUUGUUAGAAAUUGGUGUAACACUUAACCACCAAUCUUAAAAGAAACAGUUCAGAGAGUAACAUAUUUCCAAUAUCAGAAUCUUAACAUGAAAAAUAAAUAUGCUGUGGUGCUUGCAGGUAAUACAUACAAUUUUAAAAAGUAUGAAUAAGUUGUUUAAGAAGCAUCAGGAAAAAUAGUGCUAAGAUGGGUAAAUGAUAAGGGUUUCAACUGCAUGUCCAGGAUACAAGAAACACUGCCACAAAAUGAGCGCACAAUAACUUGUGAAAGUGUAAUAGUUAAUGUUACACAUCUUGUGUUGUUUUUUUAUGUUAAGCUUGUAUUUGCUAAAUAUUUGUAAUACUUCUAAAAUAUUUAAAAAUCAAUGUGAAAAAAAUCCCAUUUUUAUUAAACAGUUUUCUCUUCA